AUGAUCAUUGAUGGAUGGAUGUUUUAUUACGCCCGGAGUCAGGCUGCGAUUCAGGCGAUCGAUGGUGCUCAAAAGACAGGCCAACAGAUCUUAGGAAGCAUUGCGGAAAAAUGGGACGAGCUCAGGAGCCAGGGUGUCCAGGUGACUAUCCACUGGAUCCCGGCCCACCAGGGAAUUGAGGGUAAUGAGCGAGCGGACAUAGCAGCAAAGGAGGCAACUGGAUGGAGAUUGGUGCAGAAUAAUAGAGGAAGACAGGUUCCAUUGGAUAUGGACAGCACAGCUCCAAGACUAGUUGGGCUCCAGCAACCUUUGUCAGCGCUCAAGAGAGACUUAAAGACCCUAGCUUAUAAACAGUGGGAACAGAACUGGCAACAGAAUCAACAAGGCCGUACUCUCUUCCGGGUCGUGGAUAAACCAUCAAAGAAGAAUAUAGAGCUUCACACCAGACUUAGCAGGCCUCUAUCAUCUAUCCUAACACAGAUGCGGACAGGUAAUAUCAGCCUGCGGCAUUUCCUAUACAAAAGAAAGAUUCCGGGAAUCGACAACGGAGAAUGCCAGUGCCAACGUGGAGCACAAACAGUCACACAUAUCUUACUGAGCUGUCCCAGGUUCAAGGAGGAGCGUAACGCGUGGAAGAAUGAGAGGACAUAG
This is a messenger RNA of Talaromyces stipitatus ATCC 10500, 651 nucleotides long. RefSeq lists its product as uncharacterized. Gene Ontology annotation, molecular function: RNA-DNA hybrid ribonuclease activity; nucleic acid binding. NCBI's taxonomy places the organism in Eukaryota, Fungi, Ascomycota, Eurotiomycetes, Eurotiales, Trichocomaceae. The coding region runs from base 1 to 651 and encodes 216 amino acids. The record is from RefSeq and is a predicted model, not a curated record. The transcript has 2 exons.